Molecule: messenger RNA, 2160 nt
Organism: Ustilaginoidea virens
Lineage: Eukaryota; Fungi; Ascomycota; Sordariomycetes; Hypocreales; Clavicipitaceae
Exons: 7
Coding region: 1-2160 (719 amino acids)
Biological process (GO): positive regulation of transcription from RNA polymerase II promoter by galactose
Cellular component (GO): nucleus
Molecular function (GO): zinc ion binding; RNA polymerase II cis-regulatory region sequence-specific DNA binding; DNA-binding transcription factor activity, RNA polymerase II-specific
Source: RefSeq, a predicted model, not a curated record
AUGACGUUUCGCUCCAUCAGACCUGCUUCGUCGAGACCGCACACAGCCGUCCCGGUUCCGAAAGAGGGUUCCCAGGAACCGCAAGGCCGGGGCCAGGCGGCUGUCAUCCAAGCCUGCAACAAUUGUCGGAGGUUCAAAGUCAAGUGCGACGGGAGUUGGCCCAGGUGCUCCACAUGCACCGUCAAGAAUCGCCAAUGCGCUUACGUCGGCCAAGAGGGCCAGACCCGUGCCGCGGCUGUCAAGUCUCGCCUGGUGUCUCUGGAGGAGAUUAUCGAUGCCUUGCGAAGUCGUGACCCCGACCAGGUCACCCAGCUGCUGGAUUGCAUACGCACCAGCGACGACCCCGUCGACAUCAUCAAGCAUCUUCCUGCGUCCUCGCCUGCAGCCACCGCCAAGGUCGACCCUCACUGCAACCUGACGCUCCUCGCAAACAGGCCCAUCCACGACGUCCGCCUUCUCUUUCCCGAACCGUCGAUAGUCAUGCGGGCUGUCGAUUCCUUCUUCAGCUGCAGCGGCAAGCUAUUUCAAGUCUUUUCCAGGGAACAUAUAUCGCGCUGCUACAACGCCAUAUUCAACGAACCCCAAGCAGCCCUCUCCCAGAAAGUAAAGACCAUGGUCUGUUGCGUGGCAGUUGUCGCCGCCGUCGGAGCCCAGUACAUGGGUGACAGCUGCAGCCGCGAAAUCGAACAGGGGCUAUAUGAUCUUGCCAGGCAUUUUUUCGAGGUCGCUGCCGAGCAAGAGCCGCUUCACUCCAUCAAGGUAUGCUCGCUACUGGCGCAGUACAAUAUUAUGAGCAAGGAGAUGAUAGCCCUCGCCUAUGUUGAAACGGGGCUAAGCUGGUGUAAGCUUCAUGGCACCAGCGGCCAGGCCUGCCGGCCAGCAUCCAUCCCGCGGCUGGAGUGGUCCGACUUGCGCAAGACGUGGCGCACCCUGGUGUUUUUCUCAAGCUGGCUCUCAUCAACCCUCGGGUACAUGUCCGGGAAUGCCUGGGUGGCGGAAAGAAGCAUGUUGUCGGACAUGAAAGCCGAGGACCCUACAGACGUGUCAGAUGUUGUUCAAACAGAAAUGGCGAGGAUAUGCAUCCUCAAGGCGGACAUACUUCGCAUGCAUCUCGUCUUCCAAGAGCUCUCCAUGAAAAGUAUAGAAACCAUCAUGCAAGACCUGCAGAGGUGGUAUGAAGAACUGCCAGACUGUGUGCGACUCGAAUCCAGUGGACGCGAUGGCUUGCAAACUGAGACCAAGCGGUCCAUAAUGCAUCUGCACUUGCUCUACCUCGGAGCCAUGAUGCUUCUCUACCGCCGAGUCGUAACCCAGUUUCUGCAGUCCUACCUGAUCGGAUCGAGCCCCGGCGUUUUGCAGAUGUCUUGCAAUGACGUAAUUGUCCAACAAGCCAACGAGACUGUGCUGGCGGCAAGCACGUCAGCCCGCAUCGUCAAACUGCUGAUGGAUGACCAGGCAGUUUUCAAACACUGCUGGCUUGUCAUUUUUCAGGCAUACACAAGCUGCACGGUCCUCUUGCACGCAGUGGUCCAAAAACAAAUUCACCGAUUUUCCCCAUCGACAUGGGAAGAUGAUCUCGAGCGCGCCGGCGACUGCCUCAGUGUUCUUGCUUUCUGCGCCUCUAAAGACCUAAUAGCUGCUCAAUUCCAUCACCAGCUCCACGGCAUCUACCAGACCCUCGUCCAGCUUGGCGGCUCGUCUGCCAUGGCACCAAGAGAUGGGCGUGCGGAAACGGAUGACCCUGGCCAAGCCUCGACGCCGUGCGGCGCACCCGAAGCUAUCGGGACAGCGCAAACUUCACAGUGGACCAACUCGGCAUUUAUUCUCGACAUCACCGCGGAUGCGGAUGCCUUGCUGCUGGAGACCACGCUCAUCCUGUUCAUGAUGCUAAGUCGACCAUUCGGCGAUUCGGCUGCCGAAGAGGCUACACAGCUUAAGCUGGGAAAACACUGGAUCAGCGAUCCCCGGCGGCACGAGUACCCUCAGAUGGUGGAGCGGCUGGACUGGAGCCUGGAAUACAAAUGCCAGUUCAAGUGGGACAUUAGCCAGCUCAGGUUCCCCUGUCCGUCCUCGGCCGAAGCAUCGAAGCAAGACACGUCGCAAACCACAUCCACGCCAAGUGCGAGCAGUGCCAGUCCGUGGGAGACGGACAUGUGCUGA